This is a messenger RNA of Papaver somniferum (opium poppy), 1771 nucleotides long. Its product is annotated as purine permease 3-like. NCBI's taxonomy places the organism in Eukaryota, Viridiplantae, Streptophyta, Magnoliopsida, Ranunculales, Papaveraceae. The coding region runs from base 43 to 1284 and encodes 413 amino acids. Gene Ontology annotation, cellular component: membrane. The transcript is spliced from 3 exons. The record is from RefSeq and is a predicted model, not a curated record. Gene Ontology annotation, molecular function: purine nucleoside transmembrane transporter activity.
UACAUCCACGCAUAUCAAAGAGAGAAUAUCUUCUUCCAUUCCAUGGAUAUAGAAGCAGUCUCCACUAACGAGGGAGCAGCAACAAAUUAUAACCAUGGAGGUAAUCAUCAAAGCAACCUAAUAGUACCAAAUAAUCAUGAAGAUGAUCUUCAAAGUACAGCCAACCCCAUUACUCAAAACAGAGUAAUAAAAUGGAAACUCCUCAUAGUAUUCUGUUUCUUUUCUGCUUUUGGUUACCUAGGAGGACCCCUGUUACAGAGACUAUACUACACUCACGGCGGAGGCCGUAAAUGGCUUUCCAGUAUGUUACAAACCGCUGGGUUUCCGGUGUUAGUAGCUCCACUUUCUUAUAUCUACAUAAAGAAAGUAAAUGGACCAUCGUAUGAUUCCUCAUGGGUUUUCAUGAUGGAACCAAAAUUGUUCAUAUAUAGUGCAACCAUGGGAGUUGUGCUAGGAUUGGAUAACUAUAUGUACUCAGCUGGUCUCUUUUAUCUUCCUGUCUCAACUUCAUCACUAUUGUUUUCUACUCAGCUUGCUUUUACGGCAGUAUUUGCUUUCAUAAUUGUGAGACAGAAAUUCACUUUUUAUUCAUUCAAUUCAGUAGUUCUAAUGACUCUUGGAGCUGUUGUUUUGGCAUUGAAUACCAGUAGUGACAAAUCUCCUGGUACUACUCAGCAACAAUAUUACCUUGGAUUCUUUUUAACUCUUGCCGGUGCUGCUUUAGCAGGGCUUUGCAUGCCUUUGAUUGAGCUUGCUUAUGGGAAAAGUAGUAAACCCAUCACAUAUUCUGUUGUGAUGCAGUUUCAGUUUGUUUUGAGCUUAUUUUCUACUCUUGUUUGCAUGAUUGGGAUGGCCAUCAAUAACGAUUUCAAGGUUAUUCCAAGAGAAGGAAGAAAUUUUGGGUUAGGCGAAACGAAAUAUUAUUUCCUAAUAGUUGCAACUGCAAUUGUUUAUCAAUUAUUCACCAUAGGGUUUAUGGGAAUCAUCUACUGCACAUCAUCUCUUUUCGCUGGAAUUUUCACUACAUGUUUACUCCCAUUCAGUCAAGUUGCUGCAACAAUUGCCUUCCACGAAAAAUUUACUGGUCAAAAAGGAAUGUCACUUGCAUUAUGUUUGUGGGGUUUCGUUUCUUACUUUAUAGGGGAAUACAAGAAAACAAAGAAACCACACCCCAUUGCUUAUGAUAAUAAGGCCGAGGAAUUAAAAGAGAAGUUAGAUCAGCUUACCGAUAGUAAUACCAUGGAAGGAAGCCAUAAAUCGGAAUCUAGAUUCGUACACCCCUGAAUUGGGUACCUACGAUGUAGUUGGAAAAGACAACCAGUUGACAAAGAAUAAGACCCAAAACUUGAAAACACCAUAGAAGAAUCCAUGAUAAAUGUACAAACGAACAAUGUGUUCGGAUGAUAGGAUUACCAAGAGUUUCAAAUUAAAGUCUAGAAUGGAAGUCACAUGUCUUUCACAUAUAUUACCUCCUCCACAAUCAGCGUCAUCUCGUCUCCUCUAGGCAAGUUCAAUAGAAAUGGUUUGGUGUGAAGGUUCGGCACUCUUUGCACUAGACAGCAACGCUUAUUUCCUAUCUCGCGUGAAUUACAAAAAACCCAAAAAAGAUUGAAUCCGGGGAUUGGUUAGUAUUGAUAUACGAUUAUAUGAAAUAAAGAUCAGCAUUCGUCAACGAAAUGUUCCUCUUGGGAUAAGAGGAUUAAGUUCAGCUGCAGCUUCUCUGUUCUUGAACGACUUUUAGCUGCUGACGCUGGUGAUGGUAAAUUGGAAA